Messenger RNA from Tyto alba (common barn owl), 984 nucleotides. It is a transcript of the gene BRICD5, whose product is annotated as BRICHOS domain containing 5. The transcript is spliced from 6 exons. The record is from RefSeq and is a predicted model, not a curated record. The coding region runs from base 253 to 933 and encodes 226 amino acids. Lineage: Eukaryota; Metazoa; Chordata; Aves; Strigiformes; Tytonidae. Gene Ontology annotation, biological process: regulation of cell population proliferation.
CCCUGGGUUUUGUCCCGUCCCCCCCCCGUCCCCGUCCCCCCCCCCGAGGCCAGGUGGCAGCUCUAAGGUUUCGCCCUCCCCGCGGGUCGGAGCUGGGGAGCUCCUGGCUGGGAAGCCCUUGGGACGCGUCUUUGCGUUUGGCGGAUGCACGCUUAGGUUUCCCCGGGCGCGCCUGGAGCCGGGGAUGAUGCCCAGUCCGUGUGCUGCCGGGAGGCAGAGCUGCAGGGGCCAGGUCCUCGUCUGACGCGGAGGAUGGAGGGGGGGAACAGCACCAGCGACGCCGUCCCUGCAGACAGGAGGGCUGCAGGACACCUCACAGCUCCAUCCAGGACCUUCUGGAUCGUCUUGUCCAUUGCCUUGUUUUUUGCAGUUGUUGGCAUCAGCGUGCUGGGGGUUCUCAGCUUCUCCCCCAGCUCUGCCCAGGCUGGCUCGCAGCUCAUCCGGCUAACGUUCCAGGGGCAGCAAGACCCGCUGAGGAAUCAGACAGCCUUGGUGGACAAGUCCAGGAGCACCGUGACCUACUACGUAACCUCGCAGAGUAACCACACCGCCGUGGUGCUGUAUGACAGCCGGAACGGCUACGUGUGCUACAAGCCGGCGGAGCAGCGCGUGUGCUACCUGAGGAGGAUGGACGCCUGGGACCUCCAGACCCUGCAGCCAUCCCUCAACACGUCCGAGCAGGGAGCUGACGAGCUGCUACGUCAGAAUAACCAGACCAAGUACUACCGGGAGUUCAUGGGCAUUCUGGUGGGGGAACGGGUGGACCCCAAAAGCCUGGGAGAGGCCGUCCAGACCCUGUGUGAGCAGACAUCCAUCUUCUGGGUCAAGAGAAGGGAGGGUCCCGGCAAGCAGCGGCUGAUCUACCUUUGCAUUGACAUCUGUUUUCCAAGCAACGUUUGCGUGUCUAUCUGCUUCUAUUACCUCCCCGAGUAAGUCCUGCAGCCACAGCUGCCCUCUUGCUGCUCUACAUACUUGAACUGGAUU